This is a messenger RNA of Polistes dominula (European paper wasp), 1583 nucleotides long. RefSeq names its product histone deacetylase 1 (gene HDAC1). Gene Ontology annotation, molecular function: histone deacetylase activity. NCBI's taxonomy places the organism in Eukaryota, Metazoa, Arthropoda, Insecta, Hymenoptera, Vespidae. Gene Ontology annotation, biological process: heterochromatin formation. Gene Ontology annotation, cellular component: NuRD complex. The record is from RefSeq and is a predicted model, not a curated record.
UCUGUUAGUAGUUAACACGGCGACACUCCGCGGUUCGCGUUUGAUUCAUAAUUUUUGUUGUAAUCAUUUGAAGAAAACCUAUAAAAAAUGUCUACAAUGUCUCACGGAAAAAAGCGAGUUUGCUAUUAUUAUGACAGCGAUAUUGGAAAUUAUUAUUAUGGUCAAGGCCACCCUAUGAAACCACAUCGCAUAAGGAUGACACAUAAUUUACUACUGAACUAUGGUCUUUACAGAAAGAUGGAAAUUUAUAGACCACAUAAAGCUACUGCUGAUGAAAUGACAAAGUUCCAUAGCGAUGAGUAUAUUAGAUUUUUAAGAUCUAUCAGGCCAGACAAUAUGUCGGAAUAUAACAAACAAAUGCAGAGAUUUAACGUGGGUGAAGAUUGUCCAGUUUUCGAUGGUUUGUAUGAAUUCUGCCAAUUGUCAGCCGGUGGUUCUGUAGCAGCUGCAGUAAAACUUAAUAAACAAGCAUCAGAAAUUUGUAUUAAUUGGGGUGGUGGAUUACAUCAUGCUAAGAAGAGCGAAGCAUCAGGCUUCUGUUAUGUAAAUGACAUUGUACUCGGAAUUUUGGAAUUACUUAAAUAUCAUCAAAGAGUUUUAUACAUUGAUAUCGAUGUUCAUCACGGUGAUGGUGUUGAAGAAGCAUUUUACACAACGGAUAGAGUAAUGACUGUUUCUUUUCAUAAAUAUGGAGAGUAUUUUCCUGGUACGGGAGAUCUCAGAGACAUUGGUGCUGGCAAGGGUAAAUAUUAUGCAGUCAACAUACCUUUACGGGAUGGCAUGGAUGAUGAAAGUUAUGAGUCCAUUUUUGUACCCAUAAUUUCAAAAGUUAUGGAAACUUUCCAACCGUCAGCAGUUGUUUUACAAUGUGGAGCAGAUUCCUUAACAGGUGAUCGACUUGGCUGUUUUAAUUUAACAGUAAGAGGACAUGGUAAAUGUGUAGAAUUUGUUAAGAAAUAUAAUCUACCAUUCUUAAUGGUUGGAGGAGGUGGCUAUACAAUAAGGAAUGUAUCUAGAUGUUGGACGUAUGAAACAUCUGUUGCUCUAGGAACAGAAAUAGCUAAUGAACUUCCAUAUAAUGACUAUUUUGAAUAUUUUGGACCUGAUUUCAAGUUACAUAUAAGCCCAUCAAAUAUGGCUAAUCAAAACACACCUGAAUACCUUGAAAAGAUAAAAACAAGAUUAUUUGAAAACUUAAGAAUGUUGCCUCACGCGCCGGGUGUUCAAGUGCAAGCAAUUCCAGAGGAUGGUGCUGUUAUCGAAGAUUCCGAAGCAGAGGAGAAAAUAAAUCCCGAUGAAAGAUUAUCGCAAAGAGAUUUAGACAAAAGGAUACAACAUGAAAAUGAAUAUAGCGAUAGCGAAGACGAGGGUGAUGGUGGUAGAAGAGACAACAGGUCUUUCAAAUAUUAUCUUCUAAAGAAUUCCAGAAAACGACCAAGACUGGAAAAGGGUCAGGAAGGUAUAGAUAGUGAUAUAAAAAAGGAAGAGGAUAUCAAAUCUGAAGUUAAAGAGAAUGAUAAGGACGAAAAAAUGAAUGUUUCGAAUGAAGAGACGAAAAAAGAUGGUGGGGCGAAUCCCUGAUA